Messenger RNA from Aspergillus ibericus CBS 121593, 1480 nucleotides. RefSeq names its product retinol dehydrogenase 12. The coding region runs from base 304 to 1332 and encodes 342 amino acids. The transcript has 2 exons. Lineage: Eukaryota; Fungi; Ascomycota; Eurotiomycetes; Eurotiales; Aspergillaceae. The record is from RefSeq and is a predicted model, not a curated record.
GCAACGCUAUGGUCCCCGACCGCAGAGGCAGGUUGGACUGACGCAGUACCCCAUUCCUUGAUCUAGCAUAAAGUUAAAGUAACCUUCCAAUACCCAGGAGAUCAAUAUGCUUCAGCGACACAAAUCCUAAUCUUAUCCCGUCGCAAACCAAUGGGAGGCCCCGGGAAGAGGAUGACCACAUUGCUGCAUCACCACUCGGUGACCUCAUCGUGUAACUGGCUCCUCCCAGGCUGUCUACCUAACCUCCAGCAGACCUUCCUCAUAUAGGCGAAUACCAACCAACUACGCCCAAUUAACGGGAUCAUGGAAACCGUCAAAAGAACUAUUGCCGAGAACUUCGGCGGACCCUCUCACAAGCUCAGCGAGGAAAAGUUCGAUCUAGACGAUGUGCCCGACCUGAGUGGUAAAGUAGCCGUGGUGACGGGCGGCAGUGAAGGGAUCGGCUUCGGGGUCACCCAUACCCUGCUCUCGAAGAAGAUCUCAAAGCUCUUCGUGAUCUCCCUUCGAAAAGAAGUCGCCGACGAUGCCAUCUCCGCCAUCGAAGAAGAGUUCGGUCCCGACACACGCCACCGCUUCGUCUGGAUCCAAUGCGACCUGUCGGACUGGGAGCAGACAGCCAAGGUGGCAGGCGACAUCGCAUCGCAGACGGACCACAUCCACAUCCUCGUCAAUAACGCCGCCCGGGGCGUCAUGACCCGGCAGUUGGCCCCGACCAACGGGAUCGACCUGCACAUGGCCCUCAACCACAUGGGCCACGUCGUGCUGACCUCUCAUCUGCUGCCAACACUCAAGAAGACCGCCGAUGCAGGCGAAACCGUGCGCAUCGUCAAUCUCUCGUCCAACGUGGAAGCCAGCGCGCCCAAGGAUACCGAGUUUGCGUCCGUCGAGGAGCUGAACCGCGACUAUGGCCCGAACGCGCAGUAUGGUCGGUCCAAAUUGGCCGUGCUCUUGCAUGCCAAGUGGUUGAACGCCCAUCUCAAGCCCACGCAUCCCAAUAUCAUCGUCAAUGCGUCCCAUCCCGGUGUGGUGGAUACCGCGCAGACCAAGGUCCACAUCCAUGAGCCGUAUCCGCUGCUCGGAUACGGCUUGUCCGCGGGCUUGAAACCGUUCCGGAAGAACCAGUUCCAGGGCGCCGUGUCCACCCUGUAUGCGGCCACCGUGGCGACCGAGGGUGGACAGUUUAUUACCCCGCCGCGGAUCGUGGAGAGGGGCAGUGAUAAGGCUAAUUAUAUGCAGCUGGCUGACCGGCUGAUGAAGCUGACCGCGGAGGUGGUGGAAAAGAAGACGCGACCGGAGAGUAGUGCCAAGGGGUGCCCGUUCAAGGAAGAUUAGAUUCGACCCAGCGUAGAGAAGAUGGUUCUUGAUGUCUUACUCUGUUGCUGAAGUACAUCUGGCAACGGAUGUCGUGGUACGCCACGUAUGACUGGAAGGAGCGUUUUGUAACAUACAUGAAUGUUAUAUCCAAAAGCUGGUUGAGAUU